UCAAAAACUAAUUAUCCCAUAGCCAAACCCCACUGCAAAGAUCAUUGUGGGAACAUAAGCAUCCCAUUCCCCUUUGGGUUGACCCCAGGUUGUUACCUAAACCGCGAUUUCUUCAUCAAUUGCUCCACUUCCUCCAUUGAUGGCUCUCCUCAGCCAUUUGCAAGGACCACUAACAUAGAGGUGAACGAAAUAUCAGUUGAAGGGCAGUUGAGCGUUAUGACCUUGAUAGCUCAAAAUUGCCAUCAAGGUGUCUCAUGGGCAUCGCUGAGAUUACCAAGAUUCUACGUUAAUCAAACCGCCAAUAAGUUCGUUGCUGUCGGGUGCAACACGAUCGCCACUGUCUCCGGGUCCGACAAAGGGCUGUCGUACGAGACAGGCUGUAUAGCGUCGUGUAACCGCUUGCAAGAUGUGGCGAAUGGGGCGUGCUCGGGGAUCGGGUGUUGCCAGACCACCGACAUUCCUAUCUUGGCCAGCAACGUUAAUUUUACGUUGCGAAGGAUGGUGGGGAAUCGGAGUACGGAAGGGGCUACUGGUUGCAGUUAUGCGUCGGUGGUGAAAAAGGAUAAGUUUGAAUUUUCGUCCGAUAUGCUUACCAGAAAAUGGGAAGUCAAAGGAUUGCCGAUGGUGAUUGAUUGGGUCAUCUUCAACGAUACUUGCAGUAAUUCUAGUAGUACUUGCCAAGGUAACACUACAUGUGUCCCUUUUGAAGGUCCGGAUGGGGGAUACAGAUGCGCUUGUGGGAAGGGUUAUGAAGGCAAUCCAUAUCUCCAUCCAGGUUGCCUAGAUAUUGAUGAAUGUGAAAAGGGAAAGAACAACUGCUCCGAAAACGCCACUUGUGAGAAUAAACCAGGCGGGUAUUCAUGCCAUUGCAAGGAAGGUUACGAGGAAGAUGGGGAAGGUGGCUGCCAAUUACCUAGUAAACAUGAAAAAAAUGUGAACGCGAUUGUUUUGGGUGUUUCUUUAGGCACUAUAAUGUUGCUGAUCACUAGUUUUUGUCUAUACUUGGGAUACCGGCGGAGGAAAUCAGUACAGAUAAAAGAGAAAUUCUUUAGGGAAAAUGGAGGAUUUAUUCUGCAGCAAAGGAUUGCUCAAGGUGGUGUAUCUUCUGGCACAACAAGAAUUUUCACUGCCGAGGAGCUUAAAAAAGCGACCAACAAUUAUGAUCAAGAUAGAAUCAUUGGUCAAGGAGGCUUUGGUAUUGUCUACAAAGGACACCUUCUUGACGGCCGAAUAGUAGCUGUUAAAAAGGCCAAGAUGAUGGACCCAACUCAAGUCGAACAGUUCAUCAAUGAGGUAAUUGUGCUCUCCCAAAUCAAUCACAGAAACAUUGUCAAACUCUUUGGUUGUUGUUUAGAGACAGAAAUCCCGUUGUUGGUUUAUGAGUUCAUAAGUAACGGAACAUUGUCCGAGCAUCUGCACAACAAAGAGAAGGCAUCAAAAUUACCUUGGUUGACCCGUUUAAAAAUAGCUUCCGAAGCCGCUGAGGUUCUCUCUUAUUUGCACUCUGCAGCCUCUCCUCCCAUCAUCCACAGAGAUGUUAAACCAGCAAACAUUCUCUUGGAUAGCGACUACACUGCUAAGGUAUCUGAUUUUGGUGCAUCGAGAUUAGUUCUGCAAGAUCAAACUCAAUUGAUAACUAUGGUGCAAGGAACAUUGGGUUAUCUCGAUCCAGAAUACAUGCAAACCCACCAAUUAACGGAAAAGAGUGAUGUUUACAGUUUUGGAGUUGUCUUAGUGGAGUUGUUAACAGGUAGGAGGGCGGUGUUUUUUGAUGGUCCAGAGGAGGAGAGAAAUUUAUCUCUGCAUUUCCUUUCAUCCUUGAAGGAGAAUCGAUUGUUCAUGAUUCUUGAUGACAACAUUGUAUGCGAAGGAAACAAUGAAGAGUUACAAGAAGUUGCUUUGCUUGCAAAAAGGUGCUUAAAUGUGAAUGGGGAGGAUAGGCCAACCAUGAAAGAAGUUGCAGUUGAACUAGGUGGAUUGAUGAGAACAGCAAAACAUCCAUGGAUUAAUAAUAAUUCAGAAACUUCCAUGGAAUCACAUGCUCUACUUAUCCCCUUUGAAUAUGAUGCCAAUUUUAGUAUAACAACAACAACUGAAUAUGAUAGCUUAAAACAUCAUAUGAAGUUACCGGUUGCUGCAGGAAGAUAAUUGUUUAUGAAUAAUGAUUUGUUUCCAUUAUUCCUUUCAAUAAA
Messenger RNA from Ipomoea triloba (trilobed morning glory), 2192 nucleotides. RefSeq names its product putative wall-associated receptor kinase-like 16. Gene Ontology annotation, molecular function: protein serine/threonine kinase activity; ATP binding; calcium ion binding. Lineage: Eukaryota; Viridiplantae; Streptophyta; Magnoliopsida; Solanales; Convolvulaceae. Bases 217 to 2148 code for a protein of 643 amino acids. Gene Ontology annotation, cellular component: plasma membrane. The record is from RefSeq and is a predicted model, not a curated record. Gene Ontology annotation, biological process: protein phosphorylation; cell surface receptor signaling pathway. The transcript is spliced from 2 exons.